Silurus meridionalis is the source of this 1668-nucleotide messenger RNA. RefSeq names its product l-isoaspartyl protein carboxyl methyltransferase, like (gene pcmtl). The transcript is spliced from 9 exons. The coding region runs from base 336 to 1088 and encodes 250 amino acids. Gene Ontology annotation, molecular function: protein-L-isoaspartate (D-aspartate) O-methyltransferase activity. The record is from RefSeq and is a predicted model, not a curated record. Gene Ontology annotation, biological process: protein modification process. NCBI's taxonomy places the organism in Eukaryota, Metazoa, Chordata, Actinopteri, Siluriformes, Siluridae. Gene Ontology annotation, cellular component: cytoplasm.
GGCUAUAGGAUGAAACGUAAGGUUGUAUGUGUUGCGUGUAUUUUUUUGUUUACUGUAUUUUGGUAUUUCAGUUGCAACUGGCCUAUAUAGGAGUUAGAUUAAGGGGGAGAAUAUCGGCGUGCAAAAACAGGACUACGUGCUGCGUUGUAUUUGGGGUUUGACUCGGGCAGCGCGUCUGCAACAAAUUGAGACAAGCUGGAGGUUCAUCUGAGUUCAUGAGCGUCCGUGUUUAUUCUCUUACAACACGCAGAAAUGUCACGUCUGUAAAUGUAGAUCAUCGAAGGCGACGCUGAAUGUUGACCUCAACUCUAGUCUAGGUGACUGUUCUCCAGGAAAUGUGGAGUGUGGCUGGGCUGGCAGCACUGGCUUUCCCUAUGGGUUUGCUUCUAUCCAGGAGCAUGGCGUGGAUAUCAAGCGGCAAAACACAUCCACAGCUUAUAAGCCGUUUAAGAGAGCACGGCGUUAUCCGUAGCGAUCGCGUGUUCGAAGCCAUGCUUGCCACUGAUCGGAGCAUCUACUCCAAAGACUACCCGUUUGAGGAUUCUCCUCAGUCGAUAGGGUACAAGGCCACCAUCAGUGCCCCUCAUAUGCAUGCACAUGCUCUCGAGGUUCUCAGUGACAAGUUAACUGAAGGAGCUUCGGCCCUGGAUGUUGGCUCAGGGAGCGGUUAUCUCACUGCCUGCUUUGCAAGGAUGGUUGGUCCCACUGGAAAAGUGGUGGGGAUUGAUCACAUAGAUGAGCUAGUGAGGGCCUCAAUUAAAAAUGUCCAAGCUGAUGACCCAGAACUAUUAACCUCUGGACGGAUCAAGCUAGUGGUUGGUGAUGGACGAUUGGGUUUUCCAGAUGGAGCACCAUAUGAUGCUAUUCAUGUGGGAGCAGCAGCACCUACAAUCCCCAAAGCGCUCCUGGAGCAACUGAAACCGGGUGGAAGACUGGUGCUGCCUGUAGGUCCAGAGGGUGGGACCCAAGUUCUGGAGCAGUAUGAUCGCCAGAGUGAUGGUACCUUUGUCAGAAAGGCACUCAUGGGGGUGGUGUAUGUACCACUUACAGACAGACACCACCAGUGGCCAGGUGGUGGUGAGCUCUGAUUGAAGUGUGGUUACUCCUGCAGGACGUGGUUCUGGUGUUGCACUGCAGAGACCACGUAGGACAAAGAGCAAGGCACUCGCUCCAGCUGUGGAUUACUUUCCUGCCUUCCAGCUUGAUCCAGCUUUUUCAAUCCUUUUAUAAUACAGGGUGUCCCAAGUAAACUCCAUACAUAGGGGAAAUAAACACUUUCCGAUUCAACUAAGAGAAUGGAAUUAUUAUUCAGUAUCUAUCUAUCUAUCUAUCUAUCUAUCUAUCUAUCUAUCUAUCUAUCUAUCUAUCUAUCUAUCUAUCUAUCUAUCUAUCUAUCCAAAUAUAUUUAUGAAAACCUUUUUAUUUUAUAUAAAUGGACAUUUUGUUAAUGUAUGGAGACUUGUGUGACCACCUAUACAAUUAAUAUAUAACAUACAGGUUUCAUUCAACUUACUGGAUGCAACUAAAAUUAUUUCAUAUUUGUUUUCUCCACAUUUUUUAAAUAGGUUGUAUACCAUAGGUUUUUAUUUAAUAACACAAAAGCUCCUGUUUGAAAACGCUGUAUCUAUGUGUUUAAGCAAUGAGUUAAUUAAAGCAUUAAGUAAAUUA